AUGGACAAACUUACCUCCAGGCUCGUCACUUUGAAUAAAGGCUUGGGUCAAGUUCGUCAGUUUGCCGCGGAGAAGUUAGGAACAGCUGACGAUAUAACUGAUCUUCCGCAAGAAUAUAAAGACCUCGAAAAGCGUGUGGACGCACUGCGCACAGUUCACACGAAUCUUUUACGUAUUACUCGCAUUCAUACGAAUUCGUCUUAUGAUUACCCUUCGCAAGUGCAAGAAUCUGUGGUAGAGCUCUCACGCAACGUACAAGAUCAGCUCAAAGUUUUAACUCAAAGUCCAGCCGAGCGUGCAGAAUCCGUAUCUCGCCAGACGGAUGUAGUGCAGGCUUCGGUUCCCAAAACACUUCCACACGCUUUAGCACGUGCGUCUGCUCAGGGCGCUGAGUUACUGGGUACUGAAGAUCCUCUCGGGAUAGCAUUGAUUAAAUAUGCAGCUAUUCAAGAAAGAAUAGGCGAGCACAGGAUAAAAAUGGAUGAAGAGAUUACACAAAAAUUUGUUCAGCCGUUUAAUACUACGUUGAAUACCGGUAUCCAGUUUGCAAUGAAGGCUAGACGGAACGUACAGUCUACGCGGCUGGCCUUGGAUGCUGCUAAAGCAAGGUAUAAGAAUACAAAAGCAGAGAAAAGCGAGGCUGCGCGGCUAGAAAUUGAACAGGCUGAAGAUCAGUUUGUUGCCGCUGUUGAGGAGGGCAUUACGUUGAUGAGGGCCGUGCUGGAUAAUGUACUUAUCACUUUAUUGGCAUUUCCCGAGCCUUUGUGUAAUCUUGCUGACUUGGUGACAGCACAGUUGACGUUUCAUAAAGAAGCCUAUGAAGCAUUGGCUGAACUCGCUCCCGAGAUUGAUGAAAUUCAAGUGACUCAGGAGGCUCUGUACAGGUAG
Messenger RNA from Paraglomus occultum, 888 nucleotides. The record is from the annotation of a GenBank genome assembly. NCBI's taxonomy places the organism in Eukaryota, Fungi, Glomeromycota, Glomeromycetes, Paraglomerales, Paraglomeraceae.